AUGUACCACUACCAUACCACCACAGCCCCACCCAUCACCCAUCACCCACAGUCCAACACAGAAAAAAGAGACACGGAUCGAGAUCCGAUAAGCGAGCAGGACAAGGCCUGCUUGCACGAGAUCCGGGAGCUGUCCUACGACAUCGACGACGACCUCGACGACUUCAUGGAGGCUACCGUCUGCGAAAAAUCCGCCGAUCUGGCCGGACUCUUGGACAAGAUGAAGGCCAUGCUGGGCCGGACCAAGGCUCGUCACCAGAUCGCCAAGGCCGUCGAUGAUCUCAAGGAACAGGUGGUCCAGGUCGCCGAGAGGCACAACCACAAGAGGUCCAAGGUUGAUCCCAGGGCUCCAGCCAUCGUCGACGACGCGUCCAAGCUCGUCGGCCUUGACGGGCCCAAACAAGAGCUCAUCCAACUACUACUGGCCGGUUCUGCUUCUGAGUCAACGCAACAGCAACCACACCCAGAGGGUCAGUAG
Triticum turgidum subsp. durum (durum wheat) is the source of this 477-nucleotide messenger RNA. The record is from the annotation of a GenBank genome assembly. Lineage: Eukaryota; Viridiplantae; Streptophyta; Magnoliopsida; Poales; Poaceae.